Molecule: messenger RNA, 1010 nt
Organism: Galdieria sulphuraria
Lineage: Eukaryota; Rhodophyta; Bangiophyceae; Galdieriales; Galdieriaceae
Exons: 2
Coding region: 72-314 (80 amino acids)
Source: RefSeq, a predicted model, not a curated record
ACAUUUCCCUUGACGAUUAUUAGGAGCUUUUACGUGGAGCGAUCCAACGGUAGAAGUGGUAAAGUUGUCCUAUGAUUGAGAGUAGUGGUUAUGAAGAGUGUAACCCAUCUGCUAGCUUUGUCCAAUAUCUUGUGGGAAUAUUGUGGGUGCUAAUAAAGUUCAAGAAUUCGGUAGUUUCUGACUCUAGUUUUCUUGUGAAAUAUUUUCUGUUUAGUUUCUUCGUUGAACAGUCAGAGAAGAACUUGUUUCAGCUGGAGGGAACAAACUUUUUUGAGCUAAUUGCUGAAAAACAAGUAUGUCUCGCUAUUGACUAGUAACGUUAGGUUUCUCGUAGUUACCUGUAGAGUUUGUUGCCUUGAUGGACCUUGGCUGCUAGUGAUAAGUUGAGACCGCUUCGAAUGUUGUACUAGUUGAGAGUGGGUUCUUUAGAAAUAACGCAUUAACUCCUUUGUCUCCUCUCCAUAAAAGCUUCCUACACUUCUCCAAAUACUUGUUUUUGACGGGAGUUGGUUGUUUUGGCUGUCUUUCCAGUUGACAGACCGCAUUAUUGGAGUUUAGUGUCGUUUCGAAGAAUAGAAUUGCAGGAGGCUGCAGCAUGCUGUGAUUUGCACUGAGAGAUAUGAGUGCACUGGAGAAGUCAGACAGGGAAAGUUGUUACAAGUAUGAAUAAUGGUAUUCGAGCACAUGCUUGAAUAGUGAAUCAAUAGGAACUUGUUAUCAGGAUAGAAUAAUACAAAUAUAGACUUCGCAUUGUAAGGAUCACAGCGAGAAUUCUUUCUCUCGUAUAUUUCUUUUUGAUAGUUAAUUGAAAUGAGGAUAACUUUAAGAGAUAAGCUUUUUGAAAUAUAAGAGGAAAUCUUAGAUAGGCAAAUAGAGAGAGAAUAGAAAUUUAUCCAUUCAAAAGCUUUCGAAAGGGAAUAUACCUUUUGCCCUCUUCAAUAAAUGGAGAAAAGUUUGUGUAUAUCUAGAGGAUCACUGUCUUCUGUAAUUGCGUAGUUUGUUAUUUCAAA